UAGUUUUCCCAAAACUUUCACUGCUUUCUGAAAGGAAAUAAACAUUUAAUCGGUAAAAUGCAAAGACCUCAGAAAAACGCACAACUCAAAUUCAAAAAUUGAAAGCGCGCCAGUGAACAUAUGGCGUGGUGAAUUGGCGGGUGGUGAGUUCGAUCCAGCCCUUGGAAUGGGGAGUUGGCAAAGGCGCCAAUAAAGUUGACCAGUAAAAGCGAAGGAAAAACGUGAUAAAAGUCAAGGACUUGGCCAAAAACCCGCUACCUACGUUGGAACCUACAGCUUGGACUGCCUAUUUAUAGAUAAAGUUGCAUUUAGAUCAGGGCUGAUUGCAAAUUUUUUUUUUUUUUGCAGAUGGCCAGCAAGCGGCUGAUGCUCGAUGUGGAGGAGGAAGAAGGGGCAUGUGGCCAGGAGGAUUCCACUUUGGAUGCCCACGAUGUGGAUGUGGAAAACCAGGCCAAGAGACGCAAGUCUGGCGCCACGCAGGAAACGCCGUUGCAAAGGAUGCUCAAACGGCAUCUUCCCGCCAGUGCCGGCAUUCUGUCGCCCAUCACCGAAUUGGCCCAGAAUAUGCGCGGUGCCCGUCUGGACGGGACACCCAAGUCCACCCAGCGAACUCAAUCCUCCAGGACCUUUAACAGCGUGUCCUCGCGAACCCUAAGCAGCUUUAGCAGCUCCUGCUCCAGCUACGAUUCUGGCAACUCCCUGGAUGAUGAAUACAUGGCCAUGUUUGAGCUGGAUUCUGCCGAGGAUCACAAUGUAGAGCUACCCGAUGACCUGGAACUGCUCCUCAGCGGGCAGCUAAAAUCAGAAGGCAAUCCGGAUAAGGAAACAACUAAGCAGACACGCUCACUACGUCGCUGUUUAAGUUUGUUCCCCAGCGAUCAACCAGAGGAUGAGGAACCAGCGGGUCAGGAGACCAAGUCACCCAUCAAGAAGUUGCAAAGGAAGACCCUCUCCAUGAACGAUGCAGAAAUCAUGAGCGCUCUGGGCGAGGAACCCCAAUUAAUUGGGGAUCUCAGCAAGCCUUGUGCUUUGCCCUGCUUAUUAACAGGCAUAAGACAUCGUGAUCUGAAGACCAUCUCCAGUGACACACUGGCCCGUCUAAUCCAAGGGGAGUUCGACCAGGAAUUGGGAAGCCAUGGUGGCUAUCAGAUUAUAGACUGUCGAUAUCCAUACGAGUUCCUGGGUGGUCACAUACAAGGAGCCUUGAAUCUGUACACACGUGGCCAAAUACAGGAAUCUUUUCCUUGUUUGACUUCAAACCAGGAGGAUCGUCGCAUCUAUGUGUUCCACUGCGAAUUUUCCUCGGAGAGGGGUCCCAAGCUACUACGCUUCCUACGGAGCAACGAUAGAAGUCAGCAUGCCCACAACUAUCCGACACUGGGCUAUCCAGAGCUCUACAUACUGCACAAUGGCUACAAGGAGUUCUUUGGGCUGUACGGUCAGUUAUGUGAGCCCAGCCAAUAUGUGCCCAUGCUGGCGCCAGCGCACAAUGAUGAGUUCCGGUACUUCCGCGCCAAGACCAAAUCCUGGCAGUGUGGCGAAGGUGGAGACAGUGGAAUCGGCGGUGGAGGCUCUCGGGGCCUCCGGAAGUCGCGAUCCCGCCUGCUCUACGCCGAGUAAUAUUUGAGGUCACUGGAAAUAAAUCCCAAACCUUCCCGCCUGGUUUAAUCCCCACUUAGAUCUCAUGGAGAACCAAUGGUUCCCCAUUUUUACCCACAGAACAAAAUGAAUUUUUUUAGGACGCAAAUUUUUAGAUUCCUUUUUCGUUGGGUUGUUCAAAUGUUGUGAAAGCCCUUUAGAUUUAUUUGUACAUGUUUAAUUCCAGUUUAGUUCAGCGUUGUGUGAAAAAGAAGACGAAAACUAAAACAAUGGGAACAAGAUAAAUGGAAAUGGAUAAAUGUUCUCUAGUCAGUGAAAGCUCAAAUUUCGAAAUUGAUUCUAGUUUACUUUUUGUGUUUGGCAUUUAAUAGUUAACUUUACAAAGUAUUUCGUGUUAUAGUUUAAUAAACAAAAUCGAUUUAAAUAUGUAAAGAAAAUGUCCCUAAUUUUUAAGCAUUAUAAUCUUAUCUUUAGAUUUAAGAAAAUGAUGAAAUCGAAAAAAAUUCUAAAAUAUUAUAUUUAUGUAUAAAUACAAACUGUGCCAAAAUGAUCAUUUUUUGAUUUGAUUUAUAUCAUCUAUUAUAUUAAACUAAUAAUAUGAUUUAAUAACCAUUCAUUUAAGGAACUAAAAGAACUAAUUUAUCAAAGCAGGAGAAAUAGGAAAAUGCUUCCUUGUAAGUAAACGUUUGAAUGUUGAAACUUA
Drosophila rhopaloa is the source of this 2302-nucleotide messenger RNA. Its product is annotated as cdc25-like protein phosphatase twine. Gene Ontology annotation, molecular function: protein tyrosine phosphatase activity. Gene Ontology annotation, biological process: positive regulation of G2/MI transition of meiotic cell cycle; G2/M transition of mitotic cell cycle; positive regulation of G2/M transition of mitotic cell cycle. The transcript is spliced from 2 exons. The coding region runs from base 349 to 1620 and encodes 423 amino acids. The record is from RefSeq and is a predicted model, not a curated record. NCBI's taxonomy places the organism in Eukaryota, Metazoa, Arthropoda, Insecta, Diptera, Drosophilidae. Gene Ontology annotation, cellular component: cytoplasm; nucleus.